AUGAUAGGAAAAAUAUUAAUAUUUAUUUUCCCACUAAUUUCAUUAUUAUCUUGUGCAGCUACAUUUAAAUAUGAGAAAAGAAUAAAUUCUCAUCCAGAAAAAUUUUUAAAUGCUAUUCAAAAAUUUGCACAUAAUGAUGAAACAAAAGGUUUAGCAUGUACAACAUGUACAGUUGUUGUUGAUACUCUACAAAAAAUGAUUGAAAAUGGAAAAACUGAUAAUGAAAUUGAGAAUUUUUUAAUUAAAACAUGUAAAGAUUUACAAAUUGAACAAGAUUAUGUUUGUAAUCAAUUUAUACAUCAAUUUGCUGAUGAAUUUAUUUUUGUUUUAUCAAAUGCUAUUGUUACACCAGGUGAAAUUUGUGGAGCUUUUAUUAAAGAUUGUGGUGUAUCAGAAAAUCCAUUAAAUGAUUUAUGGCCAUUUAAUGUUCCAGGAAAUAAACCAGCUGUAAAACCAUGGCCAAAAGUAACUAAACCACAAUCUAAAUUACGUGUUCUUCAUUUAACAGAUAUUCAUAUUGAUAGAAAUUAUACAGAAGGGUCUGAAGCUAAUUGUGGAUAUAAUAAAUUAAUAAAUACAGAUGCUUUUUGUUGUAGAAAUUAUCCAGGUGAUAAUGAUGAAGCAAAUGUUAGAACUGUAAGAAAGGAAGGAAGUGUUAAAGCUGGUUAUUGGGGGUCACCAUUUAAAUGUGAUAUACCAUAUAGAACAUUUAUAAAUGCAAUGGAACAUAUUUCUAAAAAUGAUAAAUUUGAUUAUAUUAUUGUUACUGGUGAUUUAGAAUCUCAUGAUAUUUGGGAUUAUACUAGAGCAAGAACAAUGACAAAUGUAUUAAAUAUUACUUCAGUUUUAAAUGAAUAUUUUCCACAUACACCAAUAUAUCAAGCUACUGGUAAUCAUGAAGGUGUUCCAAUGGAUUCUAUGGGUGCACAUACAAUGCCUGAAUACCAAAAACGUGGACCAACAUGGUUAUAUAAUACAUUUGCUCAAGCAUGGAAAAGAGAUUUACCAUCAUCAACACAAAGUGGAAUCAAAUAUAGAGCAAGUUAUUCUUUUAAACCAUUUAGUAAAUUAAAAAUUAUUUCAUUAAAUACAGUGUAUUGUUCACAAAUGAAUUUUUAUAAUUAUUUAAAUCAAUCUGAUCCAGAUGGUACAUUAGAAUGGUUGUCACAAGAAUUAUUAGAUUCUGAAUCUAAUGGAGAAAAAGUACAUAUUAUAAGUCAUAUUCCACCAGGUGUUACAUAUUGCCUUAAAGGAUGGUCAUUUAAUUUUUAUAAACUUGUUGAACGUUUUGAAAAUACAAUUGCUUUUCUUGGUAUGGGUCAUACACAUAAAGAUCAUUUUGAAGUAUAUUAUGAAAAUGCAAAUGUUAAAGGUCGUCCAAUUAAUGUAAAUUGGGUUGCUCCAAGUUUGACAACAUUUGCUGAUUCAAAUCCAUCUUAUAGAGUUUACGAAUUUGAUGGAAAUUACCAUGGAAGUUCUUUCACAGUUCUUGAAGCUGAAACUUAUUAUACUGAUAUAUCUAAAGCAACAGAAUCUUCACCACCUGUAUGGGAACUUGAAUAUAAAUUUACAGAAGAAUAUGGUAUGAAAGAUUUAUCACCAGAUUCAUUUAAUAAAUUAAUUACAAAAUUAGCUAAUGAUGAAAAUUUAUUUAAUAAGUUUUAUACUAACUAUCAUCGUAAAGAAACAUCAUGUAGUUUAGUAUGUAGAACUAAAAUGAUAUGCUCAUUGAAAUCAGCAAGAAGUUACGAUUCAUCAACAUUUUGCUCAUAA
This is a messenger RNA of Strongyloides ratti, 1773 nucleotides long. RefSeq names its product Sphingomyelin phosphodiesterase. Gene Ontology annotation, molecular function: acid sphingomyelin phosphodiesterase activity. The record is from RefSeq and is a predicted model, not a curated record. Gene Ontology annotation, cellular component: lysosome. Lineage: Eukaryota; Metazoa; Nematoda; Chromadorea; Rhabditida; Strongyloididae. Bases 1 to 1773 code for a protein of 590 amino acids. Gene Ontology annotation, biological process: ceramide biosynthetic process; sphingomyelin catabolic process. The transcript is spliced from 2 exons.